Choloepus didactylus (southern two-toed sloth) is the source of this 3349-nucleotide messenger RNA. It is a transcript of the gene RAB22A, whose product is annotated as RAB22A, member RAS oncogene family. The transcript is spliced from 6 exons. Gene Ontology annotation, molecular function: GTP binding; GTPase activity. The record is from RefSeq and is a predicted model, not a curated record. NCBI's taxonomy places the organism in Eukaryota, Metazoa, Chordata, Mammalia, Pilosa, Megalonychidae. The coding region runs from base 167 to 832 and encodes 221 amino acids.
UGGGGCACAUCUCCAAAGAAACAUUCAAAGAAAUCUAAUCAACACUGAUAAUGUCUGCCCACACAAGAUUACAUCAAAGAUAAUGGCAUUUGAGGGGACAUAAUACAUUCAAACUGGCACACUCAUCUUGCUUGUCUGGUGUUCCUGACAUACAGCACAAGUCCACAUGUUUGAGGAAAUCAAUAAAACAACCAGUGCAAGAUGGCCCACGGCACUCCAGUUCAGAGCACAGACUGGGGGGGCAGCCGCCUGGCCUCAGAUCCUCACUGCACCACUUCCUAGCUCUGUGCCCUCGGUACCUCAUCGACACAAUGGUGAUGAAGACUCGACCCCAACCCAGGGGCUCACAGUCUCUCUUUAUAGGGCAUCUUUUAUGACCAAGACUGUCCAGUACCAAAAUGAGCUACAUAAAUUCCUAAUCUGGGAUACAGCUGGACAAGAACGAUUUCGUGCCUUGGCACCAAUGUACUACCGUGGGUCGGCCGCAGCCAUAAUUGUUUAUGAUAUCACAAAAGAAGAGACAUUUUCAACAUUAAAAAACUGGGUAAAAGAGCUUCGCCAGCACGGCCCACCUAAUAUCGUAGUUGCCAUUGCGGGAAAUAAGUGUGAUCUUAUCGACGUAAGAGAAGUCAUGGAAAGAGAUGCCAAGGACUACGCCGACUCCAUCCAUGCAAUUUUUGUAGAGACCAGCGCGAAAAAUGCUAUAAACAUAAAUGAACUCUUUAUAGAAAUUAGUCGAAGAAUUCCGUCCACUGACACCAACCCGCCAUCUGGCGGUAAGGGCUUCAAACUCCGAAGACAACCUUCAGAGCCAAAGCGAAGCUGCUGUUGACCAGCCGCAGCCCCUCAGACUUGGUGAAGUAGGUGGUCCUGGAAGUUAACCGGGGGGCUGAGACCCCCGCCGCCAGUCUGCACCGGUCUUGGGUUGUCUUUGUGCUAAGAGGAUUGACAGAAAUUGACCAGCUCUGGUCUCGCUCAGAAGACUGCAGCAGUGAUGUUUCGGUCUUCGGACUCCUGUUGGGUAAAGAAUCUCUGGUGCAUGGAGGGACUGCAUUGCUGGUUUUUGACCUUGCUGAAAAGGAAUGUAUAAUUGUACGGAUGGUAGGAUUAAAUUGUUGAGUAGUUUUGUAAUCAAGAUUGUAUGUAACAUUUGUAAAGGGAAAAUUAGCACUUUUGUGGUUCUUGAAGGGAAAAGGAAAAAACUUUGUGGACAUUAUGAUUUCCUUGGCUUCCCAUUACCACUGUUAGAGGGAGUUAGACCAUUUAAAAUGUUGUAGAAUAUUGAAAGUGGAGAGAUGACAAUUAUUAUUUGAAACUAAAAUGGGUUAUUGAUAGGAGCGAUGGAAAGGAUUUCAUCCUCCUACCAUCUCUGAAGCACUCACUUUUCAUUGCAGAUACUAGUCAUGGAUACAUAUAGUAAAUGAGCAACAAAAACAGCAGAUGCCUAGCUCACCCUUGGUUUGCAUUAUGAGCUUGUGGCAUGAAUGUGUAACCAAACACAUUAUUGGCACCUUUUUUAAGCGCUCACGAUCAAGAUGGUGGUGAUAGGGAAGCUGCCUGGAAUAAAUUAAAUUUCCUAUGUUCUAAACUGACUGGCCAUGAUUCUUAAAAACUGAACAAAGAAAGAAAAGAAAGUGGUGUAGAUGCUGUCAAUUUUUUAUUUAACCCAAAUAUUUUGUGGGAAAAACAAUUAUCUGUUGCUUAGCAUAUGUAAAGUUGUAGUCUAUAUUUAUGAGACCAGUGCUUAAAGUAUUAUAAAUUAUGUAAAUAUAUUAAUAAAUUCUAAGUUUCAUUCAGUACUCCACUUAAUCUUGCAGCCAGUCUUGCGUCUGCCCACCCAUUUUUCAGCCUGUCCACAGGACACUCUCUUUGAAGCACACUUGUGUUGUGCGAAAGCAGAGAGCACUCAGCGCACAGUCUUUAAAGAUUUCUCUGUCUUCCUUCCCACCCACCCUCCUUCCUUCCAAGUCCCAUCUGGAAGUCAUAGUAAAAACAUAUGCCACCUUGGCAAACUUGACCAAUCCUUGCUAGCCUUGCAGUAAAAGAAACAGCUCCAAGCUCGAGUCCUUUACCUGGCCUUGGAAAUCAGUUUCUUUUAGCAUUUGCAGCAACCUCGGACCAACUGUUUUAAAGGAUCUUUCCUUGUUAACAAUUUAGCUUACCUAUCUGUUCCUUUAUUUUCCCCCACCUCUGUUAGUGGUUCACACUCUUUUCCCUCAGGGAGCCUAAUGAGGUUUUUAAUAUGAUCUAAAAAUAAAGCACUGAAGUGAAGUUGGUGAAAAUUCAUUCCUGGUCUAAUUUGGCACCCUUCCAACCUGACUGUUGUAGGGGAAGGAAAUUUACAAGAUUAAAUAGGAAAGGAAACAGCUUGAAUUUCAAACUAAAUUGUGUUUGCACAGCUAUCCUUAAACUGAACAGUUGAAACUUUUAGAAAUAAUUAUUUCUUCAUGCACCCACUUGAUAUGGAUAGGUUUUAAUGGGAAAAUUAUAACUCAGAUUAAGUAAAAAACAUUCCCUUUUCCCUGUUGUAUAUCUUAAGCAUUUGAAGUUGUUUUCUUCUCCUGUUGGAAUCAUGCAGAAAGAAUGUAGCUAGUGAAAAUUCUAAUGUUGUUACAUUUAACAUCAGUGUGGCUACUUUAUCCCCAGCAUCUUGCUUCUUUCCUAACAUUGAGCUAACAAGCUUUAUGGGAAAGCGUGUACUUCCAUGGGCUGGGCUCUUCCUACCUGACAGUGCUUUGACUUUAUUUCAUGUGUAUCCAGAUGGAUCCAGGGCAUAUGGCCACCGCCCUGGUAUGUCCCAAGCAUUCUCACUGCUGGGCCUCCAUCUCCACGACAACAAAAUAAAAACAAAGAUUGCCUGGCUCAUCACCAAAACAGCGAUGCGUGUGUGGCCCUUUCUGGCUUAUUUUGCCAAAAAUUAUGCAAGUCAAAGACUCUCACAGUUUUCCACCAAACACACCAGUUGAUGUUGAUGAUUUCAUGGUGUCUCGUGCACCGGCCAGGGCAAUGUACCUCAGUGUCUCCUCUGCAGGGGGAGAUGAUAACGCAUCCGAACAUGUUUCAUCUCAUUGUGACAUUUAGUCCAGCAUGGGUAGACCUCUUCAGCCGUUUGCAGCUGAUUUCUCUUCGGGAUUUCUCAUACUCCCUCCCAUAUGCACAGUGACUCUGUUUUGUUAUAGCCGCAUAUUUUAUUAAUAGAAUGAAAGACCUACAGUUUGUGCCACACUGCUCUGCCACAUGUGUUUCUGGGGCCUCUUCUCUUCUCCCUUCUUCAUCAGUCUGUCCAAGAAACUGACCGGGCCCUGUUUCUCAUGUAGUAGAUUUUUUCCUUAAUGCUUAAUAACAAGAA